Messenger RNA from Anarrhichthys ocellatus (wolf-eel), 5705 nucleotides. RefSeq names its product sodium/potassium/calcium exchanger 2-like. The transcript is spliced from 12 exons. Gene Ontology annotation, cellular component: plasma membrane. The coding region runs from base 336 to 2285 and encodes 649 amino acids. Gene Ontology annotation, molecular function: calcium channel activity; calcium, potassium:sodium antiporter activity. Gene Ontology annotation, biological process: intracellular calcium ion homeostasis; long-term synaptic potentiation; long-term synaptic depression. NCBI's taxonomy places the organism in Eukaryota, Metazoa, Chordata, Actinopteri, Perciformes, Anarhichadidae. The record is from RefSeq and is a predicted model, not a curated record.
AAAGCAUUCCCCCCCCCCCCUCCCAUCCCUCUCCUCCAAAGCUCCUCCUCUGUCGUCGGAGAGCAGAGAGCGGUCACACAUUGCUCAAUGAGAGCAAGAGGGCACCGUAGAGGAUUUAAUUUCAACCUGCUGCUGUGCCGUGCGGCUGUUUUUCUCGCCUCUGACAAAGCAGAGGCUAAUAUGAAGACAUCAUUUGGCAAACCAGACCCUGGAAAGCACCUACAAUCUAUUCAACUCAUUUGAAACUGGUGACAACACCAUGCAUUGUCUCCUCAUGUGCUCUCCCCUCAUCCUACCCAGCCAUUGAGAGUGAGGACACCACAAGCUGCACAGACAUGGGUUCAGACCAACCCUGCAUGGAUUCCCUCGAGAGAAGGCCCACGUUGAGUGCCGCCUGUAAGCGGCAGGCCUACCGGUGUCUGCGGAAAAAGCUGAGGCCAUUGCGAAUCGUAGGGUUUGUCCUCAGCCUGGUGGCCUUAAGUGCAGUGUCCUUCAGUGCCUUGACCUGGAGCUCAUGGGGUUUCAGUGAGCCAGUGCUCCCCCAGGAGAGUCUCCACCAGUCGGCCCCCCACAGGACUCUACUUUUCACCCAACUGCAGAGGGACCCCAAUGUGUCAGCCGACAUGCCAACAGCCAUGAGAUCUUCAGCACAUAGCAACGAAAGCCAGGGGGCGUACCCACCAGACCUUUUCACCCUCGAGGAGCGACGCAAAGGAGCAGUGGUCCUCCACAUGUUUGGCAUGAUCUACAUGUUCAUUGCCUUAGCCAUAGUGUGUGACGAGUUCUUCGUCCCAGCGCUGACGGUCAUCACAGAGAAGCUGACCAUUUCGGAUGACGUAGCGGGUGCCACCUUCAUGGCGGCAGGUGGCUCAGCCCCGGAGCUCUUCACCUCCAUCAUCGGCGUCUUCAUCUCGCACAGCAACGUGGGCAUCGGCACCAUCGUGGGCUCGGCCGUCUUCAACAUCCUCUUCGUGAUUGGGAUGUGUGCCAUCUUCUCCAGGGAAAUCCUCAACCUAACAUGGUGGCCACUCUUCCGCGACGUCUCCUUCUACAUCCUGGAUCUGAUCAUGCUCAUCAUCUUCUUCCUGGAUAACGUCAUCACCAUGUGGGAAAGUAUCACACUGCUCUCAGCCUACGCCGCCUACGUGAUCUUCAUGAAGUGCAACAGCAAUGUUGAGGGCUUCGUCAAAAGUUGCAUGAACAAGAACCAAGUGGUAGAAGUAGAAGUACAGCCCAAGGAUGAGAAGGCAAUUCCUGCGACCCCAGAAGAUGACGGGAAGUUGUCGGCCAGGCCUCGACUUCAGAGGGGAGGUAGUUCCGCCUCCCUGCACAACAGCUUGAUGAGGAACAGCAUUUUCCAGCUGAUGAUUCACACGUUGGACCCUUUAAGUGAAGAAUUUGCUGACUCUGAGCUUGGGACUUAUGGGAAACUAAAAUAUUAUCACUCAAUGACUGAGGAAGGUAAAUUUCGAGAGAAGGCAUCCAUCCUUCAUAAGAUCGCUAAAAAGAAAUGCCAAGUGGAGGACAGUGAGAAGGCCAAUGGAGUAGCAAGCCGUUCAGAUAAGAACCUUCCUAACAGCUCCAGCGUGGAAGUGGAAGUGACACCACCCAUGAACGGAACAGCAGGUCAAGAGGGGGAGACGGCUGAGGACGAAGAGGAGGAUGACCAGCCUCUGAGCCUGUCCUGGCCCGAGUCCAACCGCAAGCGCCUCACCUACCUCUUAAUCAUACCCAUCGUCCUCCCCCUGUGGAUAACGCUGCCCGACGUCAGGAAGGCGACAUCAAAGAGGUUCUUCCCCGUCACCUUCCUGGGUGCCAUCACCUGGAUUGCAAUCUUCUCCUACCUAAUGGUGUGGUGGGCUCACCAGGUUGGACAGACCAUUGGGAUUACAGAGGAGAUUAUGGGCCUGACUAUAUUAGCAGCUGGAACCUCCAUCCCUGACCUCAUCACCAGUGUCAUUGUGGCACGCAAGGGACUGGGGGAUAUGGCUGUAUCCAGCUCCGUGGGCUCCAACAUCUUCGACAUUACCGUUGGACUGCCGUUCCCCUGGCUCAUGUGGUCCUUCAUCAACGGCAUGAAACCGGUGCAAGUCAGCUCCAACGGCCUCUUCUGUGCCAUCGUGCUCCUCUUCAUCAUGCUCCUCUUCGUCAUAAUCUCCAUCGCCGCCUGCAAGUGGCGCAUGAGCAAGCUGCUCGGCUUCAUCAUGUUCAUGCUGUAUUUCGUCUUCCUGGUGGUCAGCGUCAUGCUGGAGGACAAGGUCAUCACCUGUCCCGUGUCCAUCUGAGGACGUUUCGAGGACCCACUUCCUCCCCCCUCAUCACCACCACAACCACCACCACCACCAACACGACCAUCCUUCUUGUCUGCCAUCUCUCUUACCAGACCCUUGUGAUCCUUUACCCCAGGAACAAAAGAAGAAUGAGGAGGACCGGACAAGAGAAUAAUAUGGAAUCUACCGAUAUUUUCGGCUAGCGAGGGGUGGUGGGGAGGGGAUAAACCAACAAGGGCACAAGACUUUGGCUUGGCUGGUUUAGCGUAGGCCUAACCUGAGUGGAUUUAUAUUUAUUGUUAUUAUUUAAUUGGCAGGCGAGGGGGGGGGUUAUGGGUGUACAAGCCAAAUAUAGAAGCAUUAUGCAUGCCAUUUAGUGUCACUUAGAUGACCUGGAAUCAAGACCACGCCUGGUAGGUUGAGGAGAAUGACCUCCUGUGAACUUUGGGGAGAAGAACAAGAGAUGCGCUGUGUAAAACUCCUCAUGUUAAAUGAGGUGGCUGAGCUGAAAUUGUGAGCAUAUUUGAACACACAUUUUUCAACAGACUAAGAAGCCGUCGCCAAGAGUGAAUAGGAGUUUGUGGAUGAGGAAAUUACAGACCGUGUGGGGGGUAAAUGCGUUUCCCGUCUGAUGGUAUUGAGCGAAAAGACUCCCCCUGUGGGCUUUGCACCCGAGCAACAAGGGAUGGAACACUCUUGCUGGGCAGACAAACUUCUCCGUUGUCAUUUCUUAUUUGCAGAUUCAUCAUGCGCUCAGCCUGAAUGACGAGUUUAAGCUUCCCCUCUCCCCUGCCGGAUGUCAUUCUUCACCACUGAAUGUCUUUUCAGAGGAUUCUUUUUUUUGUUUGUUUUUUUAUUCAUUUUCAUGAAAUAUAAGAAGUAGCAUUAGAUGUACUGUAGCAGAAUUAGUUAAGCCAUCUCGACAAUUUUCUCCUUUUUUUUUUUUUUUCUUUUUGCCGCUGAACACACGUUCUGAUUGUACAGAACUUUUCAUGCUUCACACGCACCGACUGACAAAGGCAAGAACAAAAAAAAAGGCCUAAUUUGAAGUUUAGCCUCAUAAUAUAUGCUAGCCUUCAAUAUCUUUCACUGGUUGAAAAAAAAAAAAAAAAAAGGCAUGAGUACUUUAGGCUCAUUAACGUUCUGUAACGAAGUCAAUGUCAAAAUAAUACAUUUGAAAAAAAAACUUAACAGUGUUUAAGUGUAAUGGUUGAUUUAGGUUAGUCAAUGUGUAGUGCUUUGUUCACAGUAGAACUGGGCUCAACUCACCGGCUAGUCAAACUCCUGGGGUAGUAGUUUCAAGGAGUCAACUGCAUGUAAAAAUAGACACUCGGAGGUGAAUAAUACCAAUCAACAUUUAAGAAGUUGUAUACCAAAAUGUAUACUUUUUCAGACAUGUUUCAUAACUCCUUAAUGCAAACCAGUGCUCAGUCUCUAUGUAGAAAGUGUCGACAUGUAUGGUCAAUGAUAUCUCUCGAACUUGUGCAAUUUCUUUUCUAAUCAAAGGUGCUUUCGUGUGCAUGUGUGCAAUCUGCAUUUGACGUCAUCACACAAUGACCAUUCCCUAUAUUUAUCUAUGAAUAGAGGUUAUACCACCAGUAUUUUGCAACUAACUGCAAAAAAAGAAGAAAAAAAAACACCAAACGUGUGUUUUAUACUGAAAAUAGAAAUCAUAAUCACGAUCUCUCCUUAAGCUACAUAGAAUGUGGAAAUCACAAAUUUAACAGCAAUAUACGGUGUGUGUCGUCGUUGAGAACUGCAACACAUCCCCCCCCUCCCCACCCAUGCGCGUCUGUCCCUCGCUGUCCUUCCUGUCCGACGUGGUCCCAACACCCCACAAGAAAAAAGUGGGCGACCAUUUCUCCCAAAAACUGCCCCCAUCCUGUUAGAGCUGGCCAGAAAACACCCGCUUUACCUCAACACAGCCUCUGUACAGCAGCGUAGUAACUGUAAAAUACGGUAAAUAGAUUCUCUGAAUGUGUGAGGAAAAAUGCAUGUGAGGAAUUUGGGCUGGUUACCCACUGACUGUACAGCUGAGCUUAGACCAGCUAUAUAUGUUCACUUUUAUGCAUCCAUUCAGAAAGAAACACCAAGAACUUAUUGGUUAUGCUUUGUAAAUAUACAUUUCUGUUUUUGCAAGAACAAAAUGGUUCACACGUGUAUUAUAUUUAUUUUCUUUUUUUUUGUAACAGUGGAUGGAAAAGGUCAAUGAUAUGCUGGAGGCCCUAAAGUACCAUAGUGUUAUUAAGCAAAAAGACAACUCAAAAGCAUUUAUUUUUAGACUACUCAACAUCUCAUUAGCAUAUUUUACACUGUAAACAUGUCUGUUCAGGUUCAGGUAAGAAAACGUGGGUUUUAAUGCCCUAUUGCUUCCUAGAGUUCAACAACAGUCGGACUUUGUGAUGCCGCCACUAUAUUUUCUGACAUUUGUUGUCAAAGAUAAAUGUAAUAGAAAACUAUGAACCCGGCAUCAACCAAACUCAUAUGUUAAACUGUUACGUGUGCCCUCGUACAGUAUAUCUCCUUGAACAUUUCCCGAACCCAGAUUUAAAAAGACAACUUCGUGAAAUUCUCCUGCACACAUUUGCCUUUAAACUCUUCCCUCAGAGCGCCUCACACACUAACAUGAUCACACCUCACCAUUAGUUUCCCCUUCUCUUCAAAAGAAGAGUUAGACAUUUUGGGAAAUGCAAUUUUUUUGCUUUUGUGCCGAGAGUUAAAUAAGAAGACGGGACGCCACUUUCAUUUCACUCGGGUAAACACAAAGCUAGAACCAGCACCUGCUUAGCUUAUCUUAGUACAAAAACGAUAUAUCUUGUUUGUUUAAUCCAUUCAAAAAACGAAGUGUAAAAAACCACAAGUUUUAGUUUGAAAUGGGGUUAAGUGCAGGCCAAGCUAAUUUAAGCUAACCGGUUGCUUGCGGUACUGUACAGACUUAAGAGAGGUACCAUCUCGUCUGACUCUCAGUAAGAAAGAUAAGACCCGUAGCUCCCAAAAUGUGAUUGCUUUAACGGGUCAAGAGAUCAUUUGCUACCACCACGCUCACAUGUGCAUCCUGUGCACUUCCAUUGCGAAAACCCCUCCUAUCAAGACGAAAAAAAUAUUUUUUUCUUUCUACAAGUUCCCACGGUGUUUUUAUGUGAGACCAUGAAGGGAGAAAGGAAAAAAACAAAUCACAAGGCAAACCGGUUUAGCGUGUGAGCUUGGCAUUGAUUGUGAUUCACCAGGGUAAGCGACCGUGAAAGUUGACCUCCCGACGAACAUUCUUGCACUGUAAAUGUUUUCAUUUUCUUGGUGUUAAUGUAAGAUUUAUUUAAGGUGUACAUAUAUACAGAUACAAAUUAACCAUAUAAUCUAUAUGUGUAAAAGAAAUGUCUCUUUAUGUAAAAACACAAAGUAUAUAAUAAAACAAAUAAAGAUUAUUCAAAUAUGCAA